GCGAUGUAGUGUUCGUAGUGUGUCAUGUUUUGGUGAGAUCUGAGCAUUUCUAAUGAACACCUUACGGUGAGCUCAAGUUUGCAAUAUUUAAUAGCCCUCCACUCUGAAGACUACAGUCAUGAUAAGGAGCCCUCCAUUGAUGCGUUUCCUGUUUUUAUCAGGAAUGUGUUGUCUCACUGCAAAAACAUCUACAGAAACAUCUAUUGCUGCACCUAUCCAAAACACUACAGCAAACCCUGGACCAACUACAUUCAGAACCACAGAGCAAGUUACAAUUGGACCGUUAACUACUGAAUACCCAACAUCUGAUCAACCAUCUACUGCAUCAAAUGCAGUCAUACAUGGAGAAAAUAUAAACUUAACAUCUGCACCAGCUACAUCUACAGAGCAAAGUUCAGCCGGAGAUUUCUCUACCAGACUCAUAAUAUCCGACCUGUCCACUUCUCCACCUGUUCAAAAAACAACUACACUCAAUAACACAGCAGAUGUUUCUACUGGACAGCUGACCUCUGACCAAGCUACUACAAGAACUAUUCCAAACACCCAGACAACAUCUGUACCAACUACAUCUAUCAUUAAUACCACAGAACACGUUGCAACUGAACAGUUAAAAACUGAAGUCUCAACAGCUAACCAAGCAACUCCUGUAACUAUUCAAAGCACCCCCUCAACAGCUGUACUAGCUACAUCAACAAUUACUACCACAGAGCAAAUUUCAACAGGACAUUUAACUAUUGGAAUCUCAGCUACUAACCAAGCAACUUCUGUACCUGUUCAAAACACCACCUCAACUCCUGUACAAACUACAUUCAAUGCCGCUGAGAGUGUUUCUACUGGACAGCUGAGCUCUGACCAAAAACCUACUACAAUUGUUCAAAACCCCUUCUCAACAUCUGUACAAACUACAUUAUCCAUUAAUAACACAGAACCUGUUACAACUGAACAGUUAACUACUGGAAUCUCAACCACUAACCAAGCAACUUCUGUACUUGUUCAAAACACCACCACAACUCCUGUACAAACUACAUUCAAAGCAACAGAGUAUGUUUCUAGUGGAAAGUUGAGCUCUAACCAAACUAUUACUACAAUUGUUCAAAACACCCCAACAAGUUCAAUAGCCAUUCAAGGAAGUACUGAAUAUUUUCAAAACACCACUUCAACUCCUGUACAAACUACAUUCAAUAACCCUGAGCAAGUUUCAACUGGACAGCUGACCUCUAACCAAGUGGCUACUAUAUUUGUUCAAAACACCUUCACAUCUGUACCAACGAAAUCUACCAUUAAUACCACAGAACAUGUUUCAACAGAACAGUUAUCUACUGGAAUCUCAACUACAAACCAAGCAACUUCUGUACCUGUUCAAAACACCACCUCAACUCCUGUACAAACUACAUUUAAGGUUACUGCGUUUGUUUCUACUAUACAGCUGAGCUCUGACCAAGCAACUGCUGGAACUGUUGAAAACGCCCCCUCAUCUCCUGUACAAUCUACAUUCAAUUCCACUGAGAUUUUUACUACUGGACAGAUAACAUCUCUCCAAGCUACUGCAAGAACUGUUCAAAACACACCGACAACAUCUGUACCAACUACAUCUAUCAGUAACACCAUAGAGCAUGUUUUAACAGAACUGUUAACUACUGAAAACCCAACAGCCAGUCAAGGAAGUACAGUACCUGUUCAAAACACACCUUCUACUCCCUUACUAACUAUAUUCAAUAAUACUGAGCCUGGUUCUACUGGACAGCUGACUUCUGAUCAAGCAGCUACUACAGUUGUUCAAGACACCUUUUCAGCAUCAGUACCAAGAACUGUCAAUACCACUGAGCUUGUUACUACUGGACAGAUAACAUCUUUCCAAGCUACUACAAGAACUGUUCAAAACAACCCAAACACAUCUGUACCAACUACAUCAAUACUUAAAACCACAGAACAUGUUUCAACAGAACAGUUAACUAUUGGAAUCUCAACUAAUAACCAAGCAACUGCUGUACCUGUUCAAAACACCACCUCAACUCCUGUACAAACUGGAUUCAAUGCAACUGAGAGUGUUUCUACUGGACAGCUGAGCUCUGACCAACUAGCCACUACAAUUGUUCAAAACCCCUUCUCAACAUCUGUACCAUCUAUAUCAACACUUAAUACCAAAGAACAUGUUUCAACAGAACAGUUAUCUACUGGAAUCUCAACUACUAACCAAGCAACUUCUGUACCUGUUCAAAACACCACCUCAACUCCUGUACAAACUGGAUUCAAUGCUACUGAGAGUGUUUCUACUGGACAGCUGAGCUCUGACCAACUAGCCACUACAAUUGUUCAAAACCCCUUCUCAACAUCUGUACCAUCUAUAUCAACACUUAAUACCACAGAACAUGUUUCAACAGAACAGUUAUCUACUGGAAUCUCAACUACUAACCAAGCAACUUCUGUACCUGUUCAAAACACCACCUCAACUCCUGUACAAACUACAUUUAAUGCUACUGAGCGCGUUUCUACUGGACGGCUGACCUCUGACCAAACAACUCAUGUAACUAUUCAAAACACCCCAACAACAUCUGUAUUAACUUCAUCAACCAUUAAUACCACAGAACACGUUUCAACAGAACAGUUAUCUACUGGAAUCUCAACUACAAACCAAGCAACUUCUGUACCUGUUCAAAACACCACCUCAACCCCUGUACAAACUGCAUUCAAUGCUACUGAGAGUGUUUCUACUGGACAGCUGAGCUCUGACCAACUAGCCACUACAAUUGUUCAAAACCCCUUCUCAACAUCUGUACCAUCUAUAUCAACACUUAAUACCACAGAACAUGUUUCAACAGAACAGUUAUCUACUGGAAUCUCAACUACAAACCAAGCAACUUCUGUACCUGUUCAAAACACCACCUCAACUCCUGUACAAACUGGAUUCAAUGCUACUGAGAGUGUUUCUACUGGACAGCUGAGCUCUGACCAACUAGCCACUACAAUUGUUCAAAACCCCUUCUCAACAUCUGUACCAUCUAUAUCAACACUUAAUACCACAGAACAUGUUUCAACAGAACAGUUAUCUACUGGAAUCUCAACUACUAACCAAGCAACUUCUGUACCUGUUCAAAACACCACCUCAACUCCUGUACAAACUACAUUUAAUGCUACUGAGCGCGUUUCUACUGGACGGCUGACCUCUGACCAAACAACUCAUGUAACUAUUCAAAACACCCCAACAACAUCUGUAUUAACUUCAUCAACCAUUAAUACCACAGAACACGUUUCAACAGAACAGUUAUCUACUGGAAUCUCAACUACAAACCAAGCAACUUCUGUACCUGUUCAAAACACCACCUCAACUCCUGUACAAACUGGAUUCAAUGCUACUGAGAGUGUUUCUACUGGACAGCUGAGCUCUGACCAACUAGCCACUACAAUUGUUCAAAACCCCUUCUCAACAUCUGUACCAUCUAUAUCAACACUUAAUACCACAGAACAUGUUUCAACAGAACAGUUAUCUACUGGAAUCUCAACUACUAACCAAGCAACUUCUGUACCUGUUCAAAACACCACCUCAACUCCUGUACAAACUACAUUUAAUGCUACUGAGCGCGUUUCUACUGGACGGCUGACCUCUGACCAAACAACUCCUGUAACUAUUCAAAACACCCCAACAACAUCUGUAUUAACUUCAUCAACCAUUAAUACCACAGAACAUGUUUCAACAGAACAGUUAUCUACUGGAAUCUCAAUUACAAACCAAGCAACUUCUGUACCUGUUCAAAACACCACCUCAACUCCUGUACAAACUGCAUUCAAUGCUACUGAGAGUGUUUCUACUGGACAGCUGAGCUCUGACCAACUAGCCACUACAAUUGUUCAAAACCCCUUCUCAACAUCUGUACCAUCUAUAUCAACACUUAAUACCACAGAACAUGUUUCAACAGAACAGUUAUCUACUGGAAUCUCAACUACUAACCAAGCAACUUCUGUACCUGUUCAAAACACCACCUCAACUCCUGUACAAACUACAUUUAAUGCUACUGAGCGCGUUUCUACUGGACAGCUGAGCUCUGACCAACUAGCCACUACAAUUGUUCAAAACCCCUUCUCAACAUCUGUACCAUCUAUAUCAACACUUAAUACCACAGAACAUGUUUCAACAGAACAGUUAUCUACUGGAAUCUCAACUACUAACCAAGCAACUUCUGUACCUGUUCAAAACACCACCUCAACUCCUGUACAAACUACAUUUAAUGCUACUGAGCGCGUUUCUACUGGACGGCUGACCUCUGACCAAACAACUCCUGUAACUAUUCAAAACACCCCAACAACAUCUGUAUUAACUUCAUCAACCAUUAAUACCACAGAACAUGUUUCAACAGAACAGUUAUCUACUGGAAUCUCAACUACAAACCAAGCAACUUCUGUACCUGUUCAAAACACCACCUCAACUCCUGUACAAACUACAUUUAAUGCCACCGAGAGUGUUUCCACUGGACAGCUGACCUCUGGCCAAUCAACUACAAUAAUUGUUGAAAACAAACAUUCAACAUCUCUAAUUUUAAAUUCCACAGAACACGCUUCAACUGGACAGGUAGCUACCGAACAGCUAACCUCUGAACAAGCAGCUACCACUGCAAGCUUUCCUUUUCAAAACAUUUCCUCAACUACAACUAAUACCACGGAAAAUGUGACCAUUGAACAAUUAAAUACUGGACAGCUAACCUCUAAGCAUGCAACUACUGUGCCUGUUCCAAAUGUAAACUCGACAUCGGCAACACCCGCAUUUAAUACAAGUGAGCAAGUUUCAACCGGACAGUUUUCUACCACAGCCCUAAAAUCUGACGCAAUGACUACUCUAACUGUUCAAAACCCAACUACAUUCAAUUUCACAGUGCUCACCUAUACUGCACAACUAGUCCCUGACCAAGCAAAUACAACUGUUCAAAACAUCCUCUCAACUCCUUUACCAACCUCAUUCAAUACCACUGAGCAAGUGGCUACUGGUCAUUUAUCUACAAGUGCUACUACUGAGAAUGGAUCUCUUCAACUGACCACUGAGUCUACAGUCGCAGAAAUGCAAAGUAACAUAACACCAAUGACUACUGCUGAACACAGUCCUGCCCUUGAUGUGACCAAAUAUUCAGUUGGGACUACUCCACUCAGUACCAGAGAGCCAGUCAGUGUCUCCACUGUAAUGCCCACUGGAAACAUUCAAGAUUUAACUCCAGACAAUCUGAUUCUAGUCCAGAAGAACAUGACAUGGAACGAGGCCCUGAGCUACUGCAGAGAGAACUACAUUGACCUGGCAUCAAUCACUUCAGAGCUGCUUCAGGGCUUGGUGGCUAAGAAAGCCGCCAACGCCACCUCAUCAUAUGUCUGGGUGGGCCUGCGCUUCACCUGUAAAUUCCACUUCUGGUUCUGGAUCACAUCUGACCCGGCCUCGGGCUGCUACCAGAACUGGGCCCCGGGGGACGGAUUAAACAGCCAGGAUGACUGUGGCGUUGCUGGUGCUCUGGAGACCACUGGGCAGCAGCAUUGGGUUAGUCUGGAGGAGAACCAGAGGCUCAACUUCAUGUGCUACAAAUGUACUGGACCAUAGUGAGGGGAUGGCACACCUCUGAUUCAUAGGACUCCUGAACUGUUUCUGUUAAUCCAAUAUGUUGCUUUAUUGAUGUGAAUACAAGCAAUGUAAAUAAUGAUAACCUGUGACAGUCAUGGAUUGGGUGUCCUUCAAUGUAUUACACAUGUUAAACUUUAGUUAGGCUACAGUGUGUUCCAAGGCCUACUCAGUUGCUGUGGAGUGUUCAAAUAUCUAUGGAUUUCUGCAGCAUCAUGUAACAGUAAAUAUAUAUUUUUUAAUACAACAAUAUUUCAUGACAGUUUUGCAUGACUAUGAAGAGAAAAACACAUAUAUGCCUGCUUUCUCUUAUGUAUUAUCACCUAUUUCCACUCAGUCCUUGGUGGGUAAUGAGCGAGUGUCACAAGUGCCGGAGUAAUAUGAGAAGACGCUAUAAGAUAUUCUAUACUUUUGGUGGGUAACUCAUUUACAUAUGGACUCCACCCAAGACUCAGGCCCAAUGGGCGUUGUCCCCGGUGACCACAAGGCCAGGGCAUCAGUCAAAGGCAGUCCCAACCCUAGACGCCCCCCCCCCCACCUUCUCCUUCCUACUCAGCUCCCUGACUUAUCCCGACCGCCACAUGGAAGUCUCAUCCAAGAGCGCUUUCUGUCUGCACCCUUCCAGCCAAAGAAACAUCCACCUUCAGUCACCUGUAUAUACCAUCCAG
Esox lucius (northern pike) is the source of this 6258-nucleotide messenger RNA. RefSeq names its product mucin-2. Bases 119 to 5572 code for a protein of 1817 amino acids. The record is from RefSeq and is a predicted model, not a curated record. Lineage: Eukaryota; Metazoa; Chordata; Actinopteri; Esociformes; Esocidae. The transcript is spliced from 3 exons.